Messenger RNA from Drosophila rhopaloa, 1106 nucleotides. Its product is annotated as sulfotransferase family cytosolic 1B member 1-like. The transcript is spliced from 4 exons. Gene Ontology annotation, cellular component: cytoplasm. Gene Ontology annotation, molecular function: sulfotransferase activity. The record is from RefSeq and is a predicted model, not a curated record. Gene Ontology annotation, biological process: sulfation. Lineage: Eukaryota; Metazoa; Arthropoda; Insecta; Diptera; Drosophilidae. Bases 17 to 1000 code for a protein of 327 amino acids.
CUGAGGUGCAGUAAUCAUGUACUCGAAAAAAUUUGUUGGGCAAGGGCCCACCGCUCCGAUGAUUCAACUGGGGGUUAAUGGACCAAAUGGACUAGGUCCUGAAUGGUUACCCUUGAAACAGGAUUGGAAGCAACGAUGGUGCACACUAACCGGAGAAUAUACGGAUGAGUUUGCGAAGCGAAUUCAUGACUUCAAAACACGGAGCACUGAUGUUUUCGUCGUGUCCUUGAUGAAGACGGGUUCUACUUGGGUGCAGGAAUUGGCUUGGCUUCUGCUAAAUAAAAUGGACUUUCAACAAGCCAGGAAAAGCUAUGGUAUGGAGCGCAGUCCCUAUUUAGAGCAUUCGGGCGUUAUUAGUACGACCAAAGUGGAUUCGAUAGAUGCGUGCGAUAAACUUCAGAGUAAUCCUCGAUUACUUAAAUCCCAUUUACCUGCACAACUUUUGCCUCGAGGAAUCUGGAAGCAUGGACCUAAAAUUAUAUAUGUGGCUCGGAAUCCGAAGGAUGUCGUGGUUUCUACAUAUCACUUCUUGACUGGACUGAAUUGUUCCAAAUGUAGUUUGAAUGAAUUUGUGGACUAUUUUAUCGCAGAUAAGAUUGACUUUACUUCAUAUUGGGCGCACGUUAUCGACUUUUAUAGAAUGCGCGACGAGGAUAACAUUUUUUUUGUUACCUACGAGGAAAUGAAACGAGAUCUUGAAGAUGUGAUCAAAAGACUUUCAAAUUUCUUAUGUUGCGAAGUGCUGAGCAAAAGUGAAAUGGAGGAACUAAUUAACCACUUGAGCUUUGAGAAUAUGAAAAAGAGCAAGUUCGGCAACCACACCACAUUUAUGCAAGAUUGUCAUCAGCCGACGAAUAAGUUUGAAUUCCUGCGCCGUGGCAUUGUUGGCUCCUACGAGGAUGAGCUAAGUUCCGAGAGCCAGGAAAAAAUUAACCAAAUGUCUCUCAGCUUUCUGAACGAAUAUGGAAUCAGUGAAUCUGAUAUUUUUGGCCAAAUUUAAAUACUUUUUGUAAUACAGUACGGUUGUUAAAAUUUAUACUUUGAAUUGAUGACUCCAAAUUCAAGACAUCACGCUUUUUUUAUACAUUGAAAAUAAAAUUAUGAAU